AUGGUGCUGGAGGAAUCUGAUUACCCCCUGAUAUUUUCUGUCUCCUCUUACUCUAUAGGAGUUAGAGCAAAAGAUGUGAAGGACCUCAUACCCCUGGUGAUACUUUUCCUGCUGCUUCUAUUCUGGGAAAAUGAGCUGGAUGAGGAAGCAAUGGCGGCAACCUUAGAGCAGUUGCACGUGGACUACCCUCAGAGUGACGUUCCUGUAAGGUACUGCAACCACAUGAUCAUACGAAGACUCAUCAAGGAAGCCAACAACACCUGCAAAAAGGAGCACGUCUUCGUCCAUGAGAGGCCUCGAAAUAUCAACAGUGUUUGCAAUUCUCUCAGGAAGGUGGCUUGCCAAAACCAUUCCACCCUUCUCUGCUUCCAGAGUGAGACCAAGUUCAAAAUGACAGUCUGCAAAAAGCUCAUUGAAGGCACCAGAUAUCCCGCCUGCAGAUACCAUUCCCCCACAGAGGGGUUUAUUGUCGUCACUUGUGAUGACAUGGGGCCAGCUAAUAUCCAGAGAUAUGAUGAAUAA
This is a messenger RNA of Lagenorhynchus albirostris (white-beaked dolphin), 522 nucleotides long. It is a transcript of the gene RNASE12, whose product is annotated as ribonuclease A family member 12 (inactive). Lineage: Eukaryota; Metazoa; Chordata; Mammalia; Artiodactyla; Delphinidae. Gene Ontology annotation, molecular function: nucleic acid binding. The record is from RefSeq and is a predicted model, not a curated record.